Messenger RNA from Macaca mulatta (Rhesus monkey), 3392 nucleotides. RefSeq names its product transmembrane protein 117 (gene TMEM117). The record is from RefSeq and is a predicted model, not a curated record. Lineage: Eukaryota; Metazoa; Chordata; Mammalia; Primates; Cercopithecidae. Gene Ontology annotation, biological process: intrinsic apoptotic signaling pathway in response to endoplasmic reticulum stress.
GCACGCGGCCCGCGGGCUGGAGUCAGCCCGUGGUGCGGGCGGGAGGGCGGGGGCUGGGAAAGGCCAUGCCUCCAGCUGCAGAGGUUGCACACAGCUGGCAUGAUCGCGGUCACCUGCGCGGCGCCGGUGCCCUUGCGCUCGCGUUGCCCGGCCCGCGGCCGCGGACUUUGCGGCGGGAGCGCGGCGCGGUGAAGCACCGGCGCGGAGGGCGCCCGGCGUAGGCGGCGGCGGGUGUGGGCCGAGCCGGUAUUUAUAGCUUCGUGACAGCAGCAGCGGCAGCGACGCCGCCGGCCCGUCUCGCCGCGCUUCCCAGCGAGGCCGCCGGCGCGCCGAGGGCUGUGCUUGACCGCGACUCCCGUGUGUAGUCGCCCCGCGCUCCGCGCGACCCUUCGGGUAAACUACGAACUGGGAGUUUUGAAGAAUGGGUAAAGACUUUCGUUAUUAUUUCCAGCAUCCCUGGUCUCGCAUGAUUGUGGCUUACUUGGUGAUCUUCUUUAACUUCUUAAUAUUUGCGGAGGACCCGGUUUCUCAUAGCCAAACAGAAGCCAAUGUUAUUGUUGUUGGAAACUGUUUUUCAUUUGUUACAAAUAAAUACCCUAGAGGAGUUGGCUGGAGGAUUUUGAAGGUGCUUCUAUGGCUACUUGCCAUUCUCACAGGACUAAUAGCUGGCAAAUUUCUGUUCCAUCAGCGUUUGUUUGGUCAGUUGCUCCGAUUAAAAAUGUUUCGAGAGGAUCAUGGGUCAUGGAUGACAAUGUUCUUCAGCACAAUUCUCUUUCUCUUCAUAUUUUCUCACAUAUACAACACGAUUCUUCUGAUGGAUGGAAACAUGGGGAAAGUGGAUGUCCCCAGCUGGAUACAGCAUUUCGACAGCAUGUGUGCAAACAUAGCUGUUUCAUCCAUGGUCACUGAUAUGAUGCUUCAGGACAAACCCUAUCCUGACUGGGGAAAAUCCGCAAGAGCUUUCUGGAAGAAAGGAAAUGUUAGGAUCACUUUGUUCUGGACAGUUCUUUUUACUCUGACGUCUGUGGUUGUACUUGUGAUUACAACGGACUGGAUCAGCUGGGACAAGCUGAAUCGGGGAUUUUUGCCCAGUGAUGAAGUUUCCAGAGCAUUCCUUGCUUCUUUUAUCUUGGUCUUUGACCUCCUUAUUGUGAUGCAGGACUGGGAAUUCCCCCAUUUCAUGGGAGACGUUGAUGUAAAUCUCCCUGGUUUGCACACCCCUCACAUGCAGUUCAAGAUUCCUUUCUUCCAGAAGAUCUUCAAGGAGGAAUAUCGUAUUCACAUAACAGGCAAAUGGUUUAACUAUGGAAUUAUCUUCCUCGUCUUGAUUUUGGAUCUUAAUAUGUGGAAGAACCAAAUAUUUUAUAAACCUCAUGAAUAUGGGCAAUAUAUCGGCCCAGGGCAGAAGAUAUAUACAGUGAAAGACUCAGAAAGUUUAAAAGAUUUGAACAGAACCAAGCUAUCCUGGGAAUGGAGGUCCAAUCACACUAACCCUCAGACUAAUAAAACGUAUGUUGAGGGAGACAUGUUCUUACACAGCAGGUUCAUAGGAGCCAGUCUUGAUGUCAAGUGUCUGGCCUUUGUUCCAAGCCUGAUAGCCUUUGUGUGGUUUGGAUUCUUUAUUUGGUUCUUUGGACGAUUUUUGAAAAAUGAGCCACGCAUGGAGAAUCAAGACAAAACUUACACUCGCAUGAAAAGAAAAUCUCCAUCAGAACAUAGCAAAGACAUGGGAAUCACUCGAGAAAACACCCAGGCUUCAGUAGAAGACCCCUUGAAUGACCCUUCUUUGGUUUGCAUCAGGUCUGACUUCAAUGAGAUCGUCUACAAGUCUUCCCACCUAACCUCGGAAAACUUGAGCUCACAGUUGAACGAAUCUACUAGUGCAACAGAAGCUGAUCAAGACCCAACGACUUCUAAAAGUACACCUACGAACUAGACUCGGAGAUAGACUUGGAGAUAGCACAAAAAGCAACCUUGAGUGUAACUUUAAAAAUCUAGUCUUUCAUUUUGUAUAUGUAAGGUUUACAUAGUGUUAGGUAAAAAUAUGAACAAUGCCACAACGGUGCUCAACAUGCUUUUUCUAGGAUUCAUUGUUUUCUAUUUGUAUUAUAAUACACGUGCCUACUGUAUACUUAACAGUCCUCUAGAGAUUGCUUUUCACAAUUGCACAAGCUAUUACUGACUUUACAGCAUAGUAGAAGAUUAGCUGAUGACCCAUGUAUCUGAUGUUCAACCAUAGUGGUGCCUUGAGACAUUAAACUGUUUUUAACUGUACCAGAAAUGAAGUGUGGAACAGUUACCUAACCUAUUUCACAUGGGCGUUUUGUAUACAACUAUUUUGAUCUACACUUGAUGUCUGAGCAGUAAACAGAAAUAGCUAAAUGUGGCUCAGGAAGUAUCUCUUGGUUUCUUAUUCAGCAGCAGAGUUGGUGACUUUGACAACUGGACUGCAGAGAAACGUGUUGAUCACCUUUUAAUUUUUAUUGGCUGUCUGCCAAAUAUAAAUACAGAUGCAAAAUUCAGUAAUGGGAGAUCUAUAACCCAACAUGGGUCACUACUCGUGAAAUGUGACUUUCUCCCACCAGUAAUUGCAAUUAGGUGAUAAUACCUAAUUAUGUUUCCUAAUUAAAGAUAAAUUGCUACUUGAUUAAAAAUCCUGCCCUUCACCUUUGGGAACAAAGGUUAAGAGACACAGUUGGGUGAACUCUCAAAUUUAUUGGCAUUUACACAAAGCCCCAACCAAGGAACUGAAGUUUUCAUCAUGUGAGAGCAGCACAGCCCACCAUUUAAAAAUAUUUGUAUAUCUUUCUGCAAAUAUGACUCUGGAUAGUGAAAAUUGAAAAACAUAUGCCAACCCCGAGCAAGGGAACUCCUCAAAAAAUCAUGCAGCGGAACCUUGUCAGGUAGAGAAGCCGUGCAUGAAAGAAUUUUUUUAAUGUCUUGUUUUGCGUGUGUGUUUUUUGUUUUUGUUUUUUAAGAACUAAAUAUUGCACAUUAAUAAAUAAGAAUUAUACAGCAGUAAUUAUGUGAUGUAGUUUUUUGUUUAAUUGUACCUUGGCUUAAGAAAAGUCGAUUUACAUGGGGCUUUUAAAGCUUGAUGCCAGGCAAGUUAAGAAAAGGCACACUCUGCCAACUUGCAUUCAAUUUUGUUCCAUAAAUUGUGGUUACGUUUCUUGACGGGGUGAGGGGAAAUCACUUUUAAGGAAAAAAUAUUUUCCUGUCACACACUGACAUAGCUGCAUUUUGUCUUUAUGAUUUUUUAAAUCUCUCUUGUUUUGAUCUAUCUGCUUUUAAGCUUGCAGCAUACUGAAUUUAGCAUGCAUAAUAGAACUAUGUAUUUAUCUGUCACUUGAGAGCCAGCUUUAAUAAACAUCUUUACUAAGCAUUUGGAA